UAUAACAUGAUAUCAAUGUUUUGCUAUUUUCUUGCCUGUAAAAAAAUCCCACACCAAGCACACAGUUAAGGGAAAAAAAAUGGCUUCUCUCUACGCAAAUUCUAAGAACACUCUUGUUAAUGGCUUGGACAAAUUCUCUGAUCCUAACUAUGUUUCAAUUUUUGACACGACGCUUCGUGAUGGAGAGCAGGCUCCUGGUGCCUCCAUGACGGCUAUACAAAAGAUGAACAUUGCACGUCAGCUAGUCAAGCUUGGUGUUGAUGUAAUUGAGGCUGGUUUUCCAGCUUCCUCUGAGAUUGAGUUUGAGCUUGUAAAGUGUAUAGCACAUGAAAUUGGUUUUCCAGAGAACAUAUGUUAUGAUCACCACGUUGCUUUAGCUCCACUUUUGCAAUUUCACUUAAAUAAUUGUGGUGAUCCUUUCACGGAAAACCCUGUGGAUUUUCAUUCAAAAGAUUUUGAAGUGGCUGUUUUGGAUUGGUUUGCCAAAUUAUGGGAAAUUGAGAAGGAUGAAUAUUGGGGUUAUGUUACUCAUGGUGGCACAGAAGGCAAUCUUCAUGGAAUUUGGAUAGGGCGAGAGUUACUUCCUAAUGGAAUCUUAUACGCAUCAAAAGAUACUCAUUAUUCAGUCUUCAAAGCUGCAAGAUUGUACAAAAUAGAUUUGGAAAUGAUCAACACAACAACAAAUGGAGAGAUGGAUUAUUCUGAUUUGAGAGCAAAAUUACUUCAUAACAAGGACAAACCAGCAAUUAUAAAUAUUAAUAUUGGAACUACAUUCAAAGGGGCUGUUGAUGACAUUGAUGUUAUUCUUCAAACACUUGAAGAUUGUGGUUAUUCCCAUAAUAAGUUUUACAUCCAUUGUGAUGCAGCACUAAGUGGACUUAUUGUCCCUUUCAUUAAAAAUGUGAUUAGCUUUAAGAAGCCAAUUGGGAGUGUCACAAUUUCAGGUCACAAGUUCUUAGGAUGUCCAAUUCCUUGUGGAGUUCAAAUAACAAGAAAAAGUCACAUCGCUUAUCUCUCGAGAAAUGUGGAAUACAUUGCUUCUGUGGAUGCCACAAUUUCUGGAAGUCGAAAUGGUUUAACUCCAAUUUUGUUGUGGUAUAGUUUAAGGUCAAAAAAUCAAAUUGGGAUACAACAAGAUGUUAAGAGAUGCCUCUACAAUGCUAGAUAUUUGAAAGAUCUUCUUCAGCAAGCAAAUAUCAGUGUCAUGCUUAAUGAGUUGAGCAUUAUAGUUGUACUUGAGAGGCCUCUUGAUCAUGAAUUUACUCGUCAUUGGCAACUCUCUUGCGUGAGGGAUAUUGCACAUGUUAUUGUUAUGCCAAGUAUCACAAGAGAAACAUUAGACGAUUUCUUCAUUGAUUUGGUGCAAAAAAGAAAAAUGUGGUACCAAGAUGGAAGCGUUAAGCCUCCUUGUGUUGCAGAUGAUAUUGGUGCUCAAAAUUGUGCAUGCUCUCUUCAUAAUGGUCAGUAUGUAUUCCUUUAAGGAAACGAACACCCUAUCAUGAUCUAGACGAUGAAAUCUCAACAUGAAUUUGCUACAAUUGGAUGGAAUUGUAGGUUCUUUUCAUGUUCUUGUUGUAUCUUUUCUUUUUUUUUGUGUCUAUGCUACUUACAUUGUGAUUUGAAACUAGUUAAGUUGGUUGUAUGACGUCCAUAUGUAGAUUGUCUAAUCAAUCAAUAAAUAA
Molecule: messenger RNA, 1682 nt
Organism: Solanum stenotomum
Lineage: Eukaryota; Viridiplantae; Streptophyta; Magnoliopsida; Solanales; Solanaceae
Product: histidine decarboxylase-like
Exons: 5
Coding region: 80-1480 (466 amino acids)
Biological process (GO): carboxylic acid metabolic process
Molecular function (GO): pyridoxal phosphate binding; carboxy-lyase activity; acyltransferase activity, acyl groups converted into alkyl on transfer
Source: RefSeq, a predicted model, not a curated record